Messenger RNA from Marasmius oreades (fairy-ring Marasmius), 795 nucleotides. RefSeq lists its product as uncharacterized. Gene Ontology annotation, molecular function: deoxyribose-phosphate aldolase activity. The transcript has 4 exons. The record is from RefSeq and is a predicted model, not a curated record. Gene Ontology annotation, biological process: carbohydrate catabolic process; deoxyribonucleotide catabolic process. Gene Ontology annotation, cellular component: cytoplasm. Lineage: Eukaryota; Fungi; Basidiomycota; Agaricomycetes; Agaricales; Marasmiaceae. Bases 1 to 795 code for a protein of 264 amino acids.
AUGAGCCCUCGAACGAACGACGAAUGGGCGACUGUAAUUGGUCAAAAAAUCACCGAGGUGCUCGCGGAUACGUCUGAACCUUCAUCUUCCUUCACCUCACUCAAUUCUCCAAACGACGUAUUCGCAUCCGGAAUCGAUCACACCCUCCUUAAACCAGAUGCUACUCCGGCACAAAUCGACGCGCUUGUGGAUGAAGCUGUCAAGUAUCGGUUCAAGUCGUGCUGCGUGAAUGGAAUAUAUACCAAACAAGUCGCUGAAAAACUCAAAACUCAUGGAUCCGAAACGAUUGCGUGUACAGUCAUUGGGUUUCCGUUGGGUGCCAGUACGACGGCUGUGAAGGCAUUCGAAACCCGAGAUGCUAUAACCUCCGGAUCUCAAGAAAUCGACAUGGUCAUUUCGAUCGGCCUACUGAAAUCAAAAGACUACGCCUCUGUACAUACCGACAUAUCGUUCAUCGUCCAAGCUGCAUCUCCCGUUCCCGUAAAAGUCAUUUUAGAAACUGUGUUCUUGACUCCGGAGGAGAUCAUCGCCGGUUCAUUUAUUGCAGCUGAAGCUGGAGCUGCAUUUGUAAAGACUUGUACUGGGUUUUCCGGGGGUGGCGCAACGAAGGAGGAUGUCAAGUUGAUGUGGAGGAGUGUGAAGUACAAGGAAGGUGCGGUUGGGGUCAAGGCUAGUGCGGGGAUCCGAUCGUUUGAGAAAUGUUUGGAGAUGUUCAAAGCAGGGGCAGAGAGGAUUGGAACAUCAUCGGGCGCAGCUAUUAUGGCGUUGACUACGACUGCAGCAGGUGCAUAUUGA